Galleria mellonella (greater wax moth) is the source of this 3782-nucleotide messenger RNA. RefSeq lists its product as uncharacterized. The record is from RefSeq and is a predicted model, not a curated record. The coding region runs from base 1056 to 2927 and encodes 623 amino acids. The transcript has 2 exons. Gene Ontology annotation, molecular function: protein dimerization activity; DNA binding. Lineage: Eukaryota; Metazoa; Arthropoda; Insecta; Lepidoptera; Pyralidae.
UAAAUCAUCUGGACACUGGGUCUCACUAUCGCCAAAUAUAUUUGGAGAUCGGCUUCGGCUACGGCUUGGCAGACAUUUUUUUCUUUCUACAAUUUUAAAUUAAAUUUAUUAGAAUAAAUGCUUCGAACACACGCGAUCUAAGUACCUUUUGUGUUUAUUAUACCUUACCUACCUAGGUAUAAAAAGAGUACUUACGUAGAUUUUCUUUUAUUAACUGUUUUAUACGAAGAUCUUGAUCUCUCAAAUUAGCAUCCAUUUUACUUCCAGUGAUUAUCAACUAAAUUAAUAAUCCACAAAGUAUUAAAUAACGUUUUUAUGAAAUAUUUAGCACAAAAACAAUACCCUUUAAAUAUCGAUCGUCAGUAACUGUGGCUGACUUACCUAUAUUCUAGCAAGCAGGACUGCCAGAUGUGAAGGGGAAAUCCCCAAUAAAUUGUUGCAUGUGACUGAUGAUGUGAGCAUGUUCGUUUCAUAAUAAAAAUGUUGCCAGGUAACCAAAAAGUCAUAUGUUUUUGUGCGAAUUACGAUCAUAAUCUUUACGAUCGUACAUUAAAAAAUAGACAAAUAAUAGUAUGAGUACGAUUUAAAUCGUAUAUCUGUCAACCCUGCUAGCAAGACAGCGACAAAAUCACGUUGCAUAACAAUGUAGCCCAAGCUUAUAUCUUAUGAAAUAUACGGAAGAGAUACGGACUUAGAAAAAACAGAAAUGUUGUUCUUUGUGGAAGUCAUUGAUGAAAUUCUAUGUAUUUUAGCCCGCAAACUUUCUUCAAACAAAAACAGCGCCAUCUAGUAUCGAGUUCUGUAAUUAUCUCUUUGUUUAUGGAUUUGAAGUAAGACCGCCACGCAUGCAAUACAUUAUGACUGGGGAUUCCCCUAUUCGUCGACGCUGAAUAUGAGGCGACGACAAUCACUGUCAAACGUGUUCACUAUUACUCUGACUCUGGUAACGUGACUUCCUGGUAACGUGUUAGGUAGGAAAAGCAGUAAAAAAGUGCAUAUUAAGGGAGCAGAUUUGAAAUAAUAUUUAUACUUAACAAGAAAUAAUUAAAGGUUCAAUGGGGAGACCUAAAGAUUUACGCAUAUGGGAGCACUACCGUACUUUACCAAACAAGUCUGUUUCUUGCAAGCUUUGUAAUAAGGUCUACAAAUUCAGUAAUGCUGCCAAAAUGCUUCAACAUCUUAUCACUUGUCCAAAAUCUCCAGAAACAUUAAAAGACUCUAUGAAACUUAUAAAAGAUAGCUCGUCCAAAACCAAAAUGUCUGGACUGUCAGAGAUAGAGACAAAUGAUUCUUUUAUAAGCCCCUCGUCGUCUGCUAACACUACAAUAAAUGCUGAGUUUCAAGACACCGAUGAUCAUAUAAAAACAGAAUUAGCGAGAGCUAUAUUUGUAACAGGGACGCCAUUAUCGAUGGUGCAACAUCCUUUAUGGAUACAAUUUUUCGAAAAAUUGCAACCAAAAUUUAAAAUACCUUCACGUAAAGCUUUAGCGACAAAAUACUUAGAUAAAAUAUAUAGAGAAAUGCGUUUUGAGUUAAAUGAGGAACUAAAUGCUUGUAGUUACUUACACCUUCAGUGCGAUGGCUGGUCUAAUUUAAGAAAUGAAGGAAUAAUAAACUUUCUUAUAUCAAAACCUCAACCUGCAUACGUUAAAAGUUUGAAUACAGAAAGUAAUCCUCACACUAGUGAAUACCUUAGCCAAGAAGUUGAAAAAGUAAUGAAAGUGUAUGGAGCAAAUAAGUUUCUUGUACUUAUUGGCGAUAACGCUAGAAAUAUACAAAAGGCAUUCGAAUUAACAAAACUCAAAUAUCCACAUGUUGUUCCUCUCGGUUGCUGUGCACAUAUCCUUAACUUGUUGUGCCAAGAUAUUGUAAAGAUACAAGAAGUAACUGUGUUUAUUAUGCAAGCCAUAAAUAUAAUAAAAACUGUUAAAAGGAGUCAACGAUUAAGUUCCUUGUUGAUAAAAUCAAGGCAGGGUGAAGAUUCUACACAAACACUAAAAUUGCCUUGUGCUACAAGAUGGGGAAGUCAUGUUACUUCGUUAAAAAGUUUGAAAGCAAAUAAGAUAGCUUUGCAAAUAUUAACAGUUAGAGAAGAUGUGGUAAUUUCAAGAGAUAUUAAAGAUUUAAUUCUAAGUGAUGAUUUCUGGACGAAGACAGGGGAAUGUAUAAGUAUUUUGGAACCAGUCACUGAAAGCAUAUUUUACUUAGAGAGCGACCAGAAUCGUUUGCAUCGCACAUACAUUACAUUUAGAGAUGUACAAGCUAAGAUACGUUUUGCAUUAAAUGAGAUUUCGACAUUGAGCGAAGAAAGCAAACAGCAGAUUCUAACAUCAGUAUCUUCAAGAUGCAAUAUGGCAAUGAGGCCAAUACAUUUUGCAGCAUAUAUUCUAGACCCCAGGACUCUAGGAGUCGAACUUACUCAAGAGGAAGAACUUAAGGGUAUGGAGUUUAUCUACAAUUUAAGCCAACACUUAAGUUUGUCAAAUGUAAUGGCAGAUUUGGCGUGUUAUAAAGCUAAAGAAAACUUUUGGGCCAGAGGAUUUGUAUGGAGCUCAUUAGAUAGCAUUGAGCCCCUAAUAUGGUGGAAAGGUAUUUGUGGUUCCACUGAGUUAAGCAAAGUAGCGAUUCGUAUUCUAUCAGCUCCCUGUACUUCGGCAGCCACUGAGCGUUCCUUUAGUAUCCAAGGCUACAUACAUAAUAACAAAAGAAAUCGACUUACAACUGAAAGAACUGAAAAAAUUUCAUUCAUUUGUUAUAACUGGAAUCUUAAACAUAAAGCUGAAUGCGAGGACAUUCAGUUUAAUGAAGAAAAUACCUUAGAAGCUUUCAUUGAGCAAGUAAAUGAACAUAACAGUUUAGACGAAAUAGAGCCUAUCGAACCUAUACAAUUCAUCGCUUGUAAUAACUCUGAAUCUGACAGUGAUUGACUGUAGUUUUACAUUUUACUUUCAUCUCUUUCUUAAUAAACUCAAAAUCAAAUUAAAAGUUUUUUAUUCUGUAGGCUGCAUAAUAAUAUUGUCUAUGUCCAGUAUAGUGGACGUCUUGCGGCUGAGAUGACGAUGAUGAAGUACAAAAUCAUAAACACCCAAAAAUUUGGGUGUUUAUGGGGUUUAAACCCAAUAAACCCAAAACACCCGGUUUUUACCCACCAGACUUUAAACCCACCCAGGUGGAUUGCCCAUCUCUAGUCAUAAUACAAUACUUGGCACAGAGCAAGAUUCACUACCUUUUAAAAGAUGGCGGUGGCUUUGUAGCCACUAAACCUGGGAAAUGAAUGUAUGUUACCUUUUCGAACCGACAACACAUUUAAAUGGUAGUAGUAUUAAUGUAUUCAUAAUAGGAAAGGCAAAAGAACUAAGCCAUACAGCCUGAUCUUCAGUAAACAUUUGUAAUUCCAUAUUUUAACAAGACAAAGCUGCCACAUCUUUUUUAAGACAUUUUAGAUAGUCCAUAAGGCAUAAGUAUUACAUUUUUAAAUAAAUGAUGAAAAGAAAUAUUUUCUUAUAUAAUGUAGCAGAACGUUUCACGAUAUACUGAAGAGAUGGCGGGAUAGUCUGAAAUAUUUCUUGAAGUUUAACAAAUCCAAAAAUUUUGUUUAUAUUAAAAAAAGCCGGGCAAUAAAAAAUAUAUGUAGUUUUCAUUUUUGGAGCAUAUAGAACAAACUAGAGAAUCAAUUAUUUUCAUACGAUAUAAAUGGAUACUGAAUUUACAAUUCCUAAAUCUCAAAAGAUAUCUGGGUAUAAAAUAUUCGAUUUCAAAAUAAUUUCUUGUUUCAUUAUUUA